Lactuca sativa (garden lettuce) is the source of this 1362-nucleotide messenger RNA. Its product is annotated as protein FAR-RED IMPAIRED RESPONSE 1. Lineage: Eukaryota; Viridiplantae; Streptophyta; Magnoliopsida; Asterales; Asteraceae. The record is from RefSeq and is a predicted model, not a curated record.
AUGGAUUCAUCAAGUCCUACAAUACAAAAUGAAGAACUUUAUUUAGCUAACUCCAAAUUUGAUUCAUAUGAUGAACUACUAAAGAGUGUAAGAGAUUUUUAUUACGUUAAAGGAUACGGAAUAUCUAUUCGAGAUUCAAGUAAAGACAAAUAUGUCACUUUGCAAUGUGAUAGAGGUGGUUGUUAUCGAGAUAGACUGAGUAUUGGAGAUAAAAGGAAGAAGAAUACCGGAUCUCGCUUGAUUAAUUGCCCUUUUCAGAUUGUAGGUAAAAAGGAAUAUGAUGGCGGUUGGAUACUUAAGGCAAAAAACUUGUCUCACAACCAUGAACCAUCUACUGAUAUCUCUGGGCAUCCAUCAUUUCGUCGAUUAUCACCAAAUGACGUACAAAGUGUCAAAAACAUGACGCUUUCUGGCAUACCCCCAAGGCAAAUUCUUUCUUCUUUACGUCAAGGAAACCCGAACCUUCCGGCAGUCUCUCGAACUAUAUACAAUCUGAAGGCAAAAAUUCGCAAGGAAAACUUGGGAAAUCGAUCAACGGUUAGUGCUUUAUUUGAAGAGUUUGAAAAAGAGGGUUUUAUCUAUGAUAUUUUACAUAACUCAAUAGGGCAUAUAACCCAUUUGUUCAUUGCACAUCCUUUGUCGAUUAAAUUGGCAAAAGUUUUCUCUAAUAUAUUUAUAAUGGAUUGCACAUACAAAACCAACAAAUAUAACAUGCCUCUCCUUGAUAUCAUUGGGGUUUCAUGUUUUAAUACAUCUUUUUAUUCUGGGUUUGUAUUUCUGGAGAGAGAGGAUGAAGAUAGUUACAUUUGGGCAUUAAGUGUGUUUAAGAAGACUCUUGAAAACCGUGAACCGUCUGUGAUUAUGUCUGAUAGAGAGUUGGCACUAAUGAAUGCCAUAAAUAUGGUAUUCCCAAACACGACAAACCUUUUAUGUAUUUGGCAUAUUGAAAAGAAUGUGUUGGCAAAUUGCAAGAAGCAUUUUCCACAUACAGAAGAGUUUGAUAUAUUUAUGUCAAGUUGGAAUAAUGUAGCAUAUUCAACAAGUAAAACUAUUUUUGAGCAUAAUUGGGGUGAGUUUGAGUUGUUUUAUCAGACGAAAAAAGUUGCAAUCAAGUACAUCAAAAAAACAUGGUUGCCUUGGAAGGAAAAGUUUGUUAGUGCUUGGACAGAAAAUUAUUUGCAUUUUGGUAAUCGGUCAUCAUCAAGGGCUGAAGGUGCUCAUGCGAAACUGAAACAAUAUCUACAAGUAUCUACAGGUGGCUUUCAAGAUGUUACCAAAAAGAUUUGUCUUGCAAUCAAACAUGAGUUCAAUGAGAUUAAAGUGAAACUCGCAAGUGAGAGAAUCCAAAUUCUUCAUAAGUGA